AUGUUCGUAAAAGCCUUCAGCGUUGCAGAGGCUAAGUUUAUUUUCAAACAGAGCCAUAUCGUUAGGUCCUCAGUACAACCUUCGGCGUCUCCCGACGUAGACCAGGUACCUGAAAAUGUCGCACAGAAUGAGGCGGAUGCUGCAGUUGUUCCUGCUGUGCCUGCUGGUGGUGGACGUGUCCUGGGGCGUCCAUAUACGACCUACCGCCUGCACUACCGCGAAGCCGCCCUCUGCUCUAACGUCACCGCCAGCGCUGUACAGGCUGGCAGCGUCAUCAGGUGUGCAGCGCACGCUUCAUCGCAAAGUUCUCCUGCGUUUGUCUUCUGCGUAGAAGAGACCGCAGACUGCAUCCUGGCGACCUCAAACUAUCACGCAGGGACCUGGCUAUCCUCAGAGCCAUCCUGCCUCCUGUACUCCAGCUACCCCCUGCCACCUUUGCCUCUGCCUCAGACUCAGGGCACAAUGCAGUUCAAGCUCAGCACCGGCGCCACCACAGCUGGGGACGUGACGUCACUGAGCGCCCAGAACCUCUGCGCGGCCGAUGGCCUCCAGUUUGCUGUGGUCGCGACCGCCGCUGAGCAGCUGCAGGUCCUUGCCCAAGUGGGAGCCGAGAUCAAAGCGCGAUGCUCCAACUUCUGCCUGGCUUGGUACUGGCUUAACUCCACCCUCCAAUGGGCGGAUGGAAGUGUACCCAACAAGUGCCAGAUUUCGAUCGCUAGCCCAUCAGCGACACGAACAUGUUACGUGCAGGACUGGUCGUGGCCUGGAGUGGGAACGUACCAGUGCACUAUAAUUGGUGCCAUCCCUGUAAUCUGCCAGACUUAUCUGUGA
Hyalella azteca is the source of this 831-nucleotide messenger RNA. RefSeq lists its product as uncharacterized. The record is from RefSeq and is a predicted model, not a curated record. Lineage: Eukaryota; Metazoa; Arthropoda; Malacostraca; Amphipoda; Hyalellidae. The transcript is spliced from 5 exons. The coding region runs from base 1 to 831 and encodes 276 amino acids.